Messenger RNA from Drosophila pseudoobscura, 1537 nucleotides. It is a transcript of the gene Cth, whose product is annotated as Cystathionine gamma-lyase. Lineage: Eukaryota; Metazoa; Arthropoda; Insecta; Diptera; Drosophilidae. Gene Ontology annotation, biological process: transsulfuration. The transcript has 6 exons. Gene Ontology annotation, cellular component: cytoplasm. The record is from RefSeq and is a predicted model, not a curated record. Gene Ontology annotation, molecular function: carbon-sulfur lyase activity; pyridoxal phosphate binding. Bases 116 to 1297 code for a protein of 393 amino acids.
AAUUCAAUAUAGAAUUCAAAACGCCACGUGACUUUUUUCGAUGAUCUUGUUCAUUUAAGUAAAAUCACUUCUAUAAGCAUCAACUAACGUGUCUCUUGCCUCUCAGUCAGCUAUUAUGAGUUUCAAAAUUCAGCCAAAUGGUUUUGAUACAAAAGCCAUUCACGCAGGACAGAGUCCUGAACAAUGGAAAAGCGCUUGCGUAAUACCCCCAAUAUCAUUAAGUACUACUUUUAAACAAGAUGCGCCGGGGGAACACAGGGGAUAUGAGUAUUCGAGGAGUGGUAAUCCCACAAGGAACGUUUUGGAAACCUGUUUGGCUGCGCUUGACAAUGCAAAGUAUGGUCUAACAUUUUCUUCUGGACUUGGAGCGACAACUGCAGUGCUAACAAUGCUGAAGAGUGGAGAUCACAUAAUUGUGGGCGAUGAUGUGUAUGGUGGAACAAAUCGACUUGUGAGACACGUAGCCUCACGCUUGGGAAUAUCUGCUACUUUUGUGGAUCCAACAAACUUGGAAAGUGUUAAAGCUGCAAUUCAACCUGUUACAAAGCUGAUAUGGAUUGAAUCUCCGACCAAUCCUUUAAUUAAAGUUGCGGAUAUAAAAGAAAUAGCAACUAUAUGCCAUGACAUCAGAGAUGAUUUAAUUUUAGCCGUGGACAAUACGUUUCUGACAUCAUAUUUCCAAAGGCCUCUUGAAUUGGGUGCUGAUUUGGUAUGUUAUUCACUUACCAAAUACAUGAAUGGGCAUACUGAUGUGGUAAUGGGUGGAAUCACCAUGAAUUGUGAUAAUCUCUAUGACAGUCUGAAGUUUUUGCAAAAUGCUGUUGGUAUAGUUCCCUCGCCAUUCGACUGCUACCAAGUAAAUCGUAGUCUUAAAACUCUUUCACUCCGAAUGAAGCAACAUCAACACAACGCCAUUAAAAUAGCUAAAUUUCUGGAAGCACAUGAGUUUGUAGAUAAGGUACUGCAUCCUGCUUUACCUUCACACCCUCAGCACCAAGUCGCGCUUAAACAGACCUACGGGUAUAGCGGAGUGUUCUCUUUUUAUAUAAAAGGAGAAUUAAAGCACUCUACUGCCUUUUUAAAAGCUCUAAAGCUUUUUACAUUAGCUGAGAGUCUCGGAGGAUACGAAAGCUUGGCCGAAUUACCAUCCAUAAUGACGCAUGCAUCUGUUCCAAUUGAAGACAGGAAAUCCUUAGGAAUCUCUGAUGCGCUUAUACGGCUUUCGGUUGGUCUUGAGGAUUCCGAUGAUUUGAUAAAUGACUUGAGUCUUGCACUUGAAAUUGCUUCAAAAAUAUAAUUCGCAGAAAUGAAUACUACUUCGCACAUAUACAGUAGAACGCUAUAUUUUUCUAUUUCUAAUUGUUGCUCAGUCUCGGAAGCUAUAAACAAUCCUGUAGCACCAAAUGGGAUAUGUAACAUUUUGUGUCAUUUGUUUAACACUAGCAUACAAAUAUUGCUUAGUUCACGGCAUUUAAAACUAAAGUUGCAAAUUUGAUAUAUAAAUAAUUAUCCUACCGGCUAUCGACUAUCGAUUCUA